UUCGCGGACGAUUGUGGAGUGUUGUGUUGUUUGGUGGCUUGUUAUGCUUCGUUUUGACGUUUCCAGCUGUCGCUGAGCUGCUUGUGUAGGCGGCGGAUCCCCAGCAGCUCCAGCGCGCACGUGUGGUUGCGCCAGUAACUCGGGCCGUGUCUUCCCUUCGCGCGCCGAGCCGGGCAGGGAAGUGUGGGAAAAGCCCAAGUGAUGUUCGACAUCGAACGUGAACGCAUCGGACGAGAUAGUGAGUGUGAAAUGUCAGCUGCUGUCAAUGCACUGCCAGCGCUCGUUGCGUGAAUAAAAUCCAUGCCUAAUUAGAAGUGGCGUUCAGUCGUUCGGGCGCUGUUUGUUUUGCGAGUGUUCCUUGAGGAAAACAUUUCCACCGCCUCCUUUCGCCCCUCCGCCCUUCCCAGUGAUUUUCCGAACUUGAGAGUGAAGUUCCAAUUGUUCUUGUGUUCGAGCGAAGAAAAGAAGGAAAGUCGUCAAGUGCGCCGGGAAAUUCCUCUUGAGAGUUUCCGUUCAGAUUCUGUGUAGUGCAUUCUAAUGGAGUGAAAAAGUGGAAAAUGUAUCGAUGCUAAAGUAAAGCCGACACUUGGCCGCAGAGAGCUCCACUUGCGAGUCCUUGGCUCCGCUGGAGUGGAUCCCUUGCAUCGUAGGAAGGUCAGCCAGUGAAAGGAGCAGGACACGCGCAGCCCCCGGGUACUCUAGUAGCAAUUGCGAUCGAGGAACUCCACACUUAAAAUAUUGUUUCUCACGGACACCGCCCGGAGGAAAACUAGAAUUGCUCAUCAUCAAAUCCUCAGACUACAGCGAAAUGAUAGACACACAGUAGGUCAAGUAUAGGAGAGGUUGAACUUGUGAUAUAAGUACAUAUACAUCCGGCGUCUCUGAGGCUUUACUGCUGCAUUCACGUAUGAGUUGUUGGAUACAUUGUUCCCGCUAAGGACAGUUAAUUUACUGAAAUGAGCAUUGUACAAGGACAUGAGCUGGAGGCGAACGCUAUUCAUCGGAUAUCGAACUGACGUCGCCGAUAAAGUGUUUUCAUUUGGGUAUUCAUUGAAGAAAAAAUCUAACGCCUUGUAAACGGUCUGUAGCUGUAGUGAGAGUGCCAUUGUGAACAUCGUCAUGUUAUUAAUUAGUGCCCUAGCGCUAGGACUCGUCGAAUCGACGAGUUCAAAUGUAGGAGCGAGUGUCGGGUAUAGUGUAGGAGGAAGUGUGGGAGGUAGUGUGAGUGUCGGAAGUGCAGUGGGAGGAAAUAGCGAAGCCAUAAUAGCAGGCGGUUCCGCGACGGGUCAAUCUCUUAGUUCGGCAAUAGUGCGUAGUAUUAGUGAAGGAGGAAGCAGCGCUGGUGGGGGUGGAACAUUAUCAUGGGAUAAUAAUGGAACGUUCAAGACGGCAGGGCCGGGUGAAUGGUCACUGGAGCAUUGCCUAAUGUGGCAACGUCCCCACCACCUUUACUAUCAGCUGAGCAACGCUUUCUUUUUCCUGGCCUUCAUGGCGCCACACGGCCCCUUCGGAAUGGUCUGGUUGCGUUCGAUUUUAAUUGUUGGCUGUGUUCUAAUGGCCAUGUGGGGGUGGCUCGUCGAAUGCACUCCAGACAUCGUCUUAUGGUCGAUCCUUUUCCUAGUUGUUAAUGUUAUUUAUCUUAUUGUGUUACUGUGCAGAUUGCGACCUAUACGAUUCGAUAAGGAAGUUGAAGCGGUUUACGAAGCUUUAUUUAAACCGCUGAGGGUGUCAAGGCAUCAAUUCAAAAAAGUACUGAAUUGUAUGAAACUGGUGCGAUCGUUAAAGUAUCAGGAAGUUUAUGCACAGGAGAAAGUGACAAAAGUAGACAGUUUAUCUCUGGUGUUAUCCGGAAAAUUAGUCGUUUCACAAAACCAACGAGCAUUACAUAUAGUAUUUCCACAUCAGUUCCUAGAUUCGCCAGAAUGGUUCGGAGUCUCAACAGAUGACUAUUUUCAGGUGUCAAUAAUGGCGAUGGAGGAGUCACGUGUUCUGAUUUGGCAUCGAGACAAACUGAAACUUUCGAUAAUGGCUGAACCAUUUUUGCAGGCUGUAUUCGAUCAUAUUUUAGGCAGAGAUGUUGUUAAAAAAUUGAUGCAGGUCACGCAGGUGAGUGAAACCAUAGCGAGUAAUGGUUUUUUACCAACGGGGGGCUUCGAGGACGAAGAGAAACCAAUGUUACUUCUGAAGAAAGGCAACGAAGGUCACGGGUUAACAGCUCUGAUAAAUCGCCAAUUGCAAGCUUUGCCUAGGAUAUCUAAGUAUUAUUAUUGCGCGAGCGAUCCAAAUGCGUGGCGAUUGGGGCGCAUUGACGAAACCGAUCAUGAGACUGCUGUAUGAAAUGUGUACAAAUUUGGACGAAUUUUUUCUUUUUUGUCAAUAGAUAUGAUUUUAAGGAAGUAUUGUAACUAGUUGUAUAAAGAAAAAUAAAUUUAGUUUUAUAUAAAAGAAUGAUAUUAAAGAAGUCAAUCAAAUGCAGCCUAGUCCCAACCAAACAUGUAGGAUGUAGGUAUACAUACUAAGAUAAGUGUGUAAUCGAAAAACGUUAGAAGUAAAAAGAAGUUACUUUCAUUAAAUGACAAUAUUUUAUCAGUAAAAGUGAUGUUAAGGAUAAAAUAGAAGAAGUUCGAAAUAUCUACAAAUUACCAAAGACUAUUGAAGAACCGAUUUUAAUGGAUGUCAGCUGCAAACGUCUCAUAUUGCAUUUGAAUAAGAUAAAAUGGAGUAUUAUUUAUAAAUGUCAGUUCGAAUCCGAAAAAUUCACCUUAGAUAAGUAAAUCAUAUAACUGCGGAUAUAUAAAAGUUCAAGUGAAAUUUUGAUAUUCUGAUUUCAUAAUAUAAAAACUGAGUGGUGAGUACAAGCUGAUCCUGUACAAUUUUUAUUUUUUUUAGCAUUGAUAUUGAAAAAUUUCGACAAACAUAUCUAUAGAAUUCAGAUAAAAUUUAAUCUGACAUACAUAUUCCCGUGUUUCGAUUCACUAUUUUUUUAUGAUGAAGGUUGAAAGAUAUUGAGCACAUGCUUGUAGAGCACUAACAAAAACAAACAACAAAGCAGACCAAAAAAGGAGAUUAAAGUGUAACCCUUAAAGGGGCAACCACAUUAGGAGGUUUUCAGAAUAGCUUUUUUUAUUGCAUAGAUUGUUGAGUUAGCUAUCCCAGAAUACGCUGCAAAGAUUUCAAAACGAAAUUCGUUUUCCUUUAGAUUUUAUGAGCGCAAAAUCGAGCGAUUAUCGGGUACAGCGUAAGGCUCGAACGCCCAGGAGUGAGUCGCUUUAUGCCCUUACGUAAUCUUAUAACGCUAUAUAAAUAGCUUAUUUAAAAUUACUUGACGUCAGCCACUUCUACGAAUGCAAUUGUAUUUACUGUAACUGCAUUUUGAUAGUAAUUGAGAGUGAAAAAUGACUUCAUAUCCGAAACGCGACUUUUGAAAACAUUGUUUUCAAACGAACUUUUCUCAAAAUGACUUCGUUCACAUUUGCAAGAUUUCUAACUCAAAAAGUAAUGAGUCGAUCAGUAUGCAAUUUGGAGAUAUGACUGCUUACAAAAUUAACAAGAAUAUAAAUGAAGCCUUGCGGAUAAUAUCAUAUUUUUAAGGGUGUUUUUUUUUAGUAAAUUUUGUGAAAAACAUAGUGAAAAUUGAAAUAUUUUCUUUAAAAACCUGCAAAAUUUUUAAUUUUAAUUAUUUUCUCUUACAUUGAGUUUCAUAUUCUUAGAAAAUAAAUGAUCAGUGCCGAAUUAACCUUUUUAUUUUCACAUAAAAAUUGGAGCGUCCCACAGUUGGAGAACUCUAGUUACAACUUUAAUUGGGCUAAUGACGCGCAACUUUGUUGUUUUUGGAUUAAAUGAUUUAAAAAACCUCAAGAGUUGUGCAAAAUACCACUAGUAUAUUGUCCAAAUUUGAUUGAAUUUCAAUUAAUUCUUCCCAAUCAAAAAUAUCAAAACAUCUACGUAAAAAUAACCCCUCUAAUGUGGUUUCCUCCUUAAGUUUCAAAAUCAUAUAUUUACUAUCUAGCAUAUCCGCCGUUAAGGACAGUAGAUUCAUUAAUAUCGAUUAUGGAAAAUCUGUCGCAUUUUUCCCAAAUCUUGGAUUUGACAUUCACCUUCACCUCAUUGUUCGGCAUGUAAUGAAUGCCUUUGAGGUCAAUUUUGAAUAGAACGGCAGUUCUAUAAUAUCGAUCACAUAAUUUUGAUGAGCAUUCCAAAACACAAUGAUGCAAUUUUUUUGGGGGAUGGUUGUUUUUUCGCCUAAGGAACGAGUAUCUAUAUUCAGCGCGCUUUCUCUUGCGGGUCAUAAUGAUGGACUUCCGACUACCCCGUCACAAUAUUUAGAAGAAAGUCUUCUCGUUUGUCACCAUCUCGUGUAUUGACGAGGAAUGUUGCUUAAACCACCUGGGACGCUUCUGAAUGACACUAUACAAAUAGGUGCACAUUAUUUUGCAAAAGAUUGUUCCGAAAAGAAUCUUACUAGGUGGGUUGCUAACAUAAAAAAAAGACAUUUUUUUGAUAAAAUUUGAUUUUAUUAUUCAGUAUAAUUGCUUUCGAGGAUUGUACAACGAUUAUAGCGGUCAUACAAUUUUUCGAUAUCCUUUUUAUAGUACGAUUUGUCUUUAACCUCAAAAUAGGUAUCAGUUUCGGUGAUUAUCUCUUUAUUGGCCCUAAAUUUAUUUCCAGCGAGCAUUCUUUUGAGGUCUAAGAACAGCAAAAAGUCGCUGGAUACAGAAGCAAUUCAAAGCCCAGUUGGCCAUCGUUUUCAUUCAUUUGUGACACGGUGCAUUGUUUUGGUGUAAUAGUCGUUGUUGAUGAUUUUUUUCCUUCUCAAAAUAAUACAUGAUUAUACCAUGUACAUCCUACAAUACUGAUUUCAUAAUCUUGCCAGCCGACUUGCGUCUUUGCUCGCUUGGGAGUCGGUUUUCCACGUGCAGUCCACUCAAAUGACGAUUGGUUUGAUUCUGGUGUGAAAAAAUGGAGUCGUGUUUCGUUGUCACUCGAUAUGUGAUAGUAGCAUAUAGUAAAUUCGGGUUUUUUUAAGGAGAAAGGGCUACAAACCCUGCUCAGAAUCGUCAACUCGUUGUUGUUUUUGGUCGAUUGUGGGCCCGCACGGCAACCAUUUUGAACAGCGUUUCUGCAUACCCAAACAUUCAUGGACGAUAUGUCCAACACGUUCCUUUGAUAUCUUUCGAGCCUCAGCUGUCUCGAUCAAAUUCACUUAGUGAUCAUCCAAAAUUAUUUUGUGAACUUUUUUGAUAUUUUCGACGGUAAAGGUCUCUUUGGGGUGUCCACUGCUUGCAUCAUCCUCGGUGCUAAUUUUGCCUCAUUUAAACUUAGCAAACUGCUUCUCGGUUGAUUUUCCUGGUGUCCGAAUAAUGAUUAUCAAUUAUCAAUUAUCAAUUCAAUACUAGUAGUGCUAUGUGUGUUUUAGCCUUUUCAGUCCAUAGUAUCGAUAGACGCCCGCCGAUUAGACGUCCUAAUUAAGUACAUUUGUUGUUUACCGACCCAUGGAUUCUCCAGUGUGCAGCUUGUGCUUUUGCUGAAUUUUUUACUUUCCAUCAAAGGCUAGUGCAAUGAGUCCCCGCGCACCAAUAGUUUCACCUGUCCAAUUAACAUAUCUGUUGAAAAAAACCAAUUCGGAACGCUCAUUUAUUAAUUAUAAUGGUUUCAAAGUCGAAUUGCCACAAGGCGGGAAAGAUAAUGCAGUGAUUGGCUGACACUAACCGGAAAGGUUAGUAUAUUGUUUAAUGCACAUUAAUUAUUAUUAAUUAACAGCGCGAUGGUUGAGGGGGUAGAGCAUCAGUAUCCCAAUCUCGAUGCUUUGGGUUCGAAUCCCAGUCGUCGUUAUGGAUGUCUGUUUACGCCUUGGGUCUGUCUCUUUACUGUGAGUGAUAAACUUGCAUAGCGAUAAGUGUGAUGAUAUUGAAACUAAAGCACAAUCUGACUGUGUGAAUGCCCUAUACUCCACUAAAGAGGGAGCAUCAAUGGCUUCAACAAUAUUUUCUAUCUCACAAAUGUAACCCGUUAAAUUAAGACAAAUUUUCGACAUAUUGCUACAUCACUGAUUUGCAGUUCCGAGCGUAUAAGUUAAGGAGACAAUAUAGUAGGGAGAGUACAGUUAAUGCACAAGUAACAUGUCUGGUGUUUUUGGCAGAAAUUGCCUCCGCACCCAAAGUGCACAAUGAAAUGGGUGAUAAUGAAACAUACGGUUUUGGAAGAUUCGUAGGCCGCAAGAACAACGAAUUCGCACUAAGCGGAAUCCGAACUUUGGGCCGGAUCCAUACUCCUAGUGUGAUAUAAUUCGUAUUAGGCUAAGGAGAUACGCGUCCCUUGCAAUUUAGCAGCUGAAACAUUAAAAAGGAAUAACAAUGCGACAAAAUUCGAACGCAGUCAUAUAUUAUUAGUUAAGAUUGGAGUUUAAGUUUAUAAAAUGUUAACUCACAUUGCAAUGAUCCUCGCAAUAUAAAUCUGACUACAAAGAAACGAGAUUUUGGCUUUCAGUGGGGUUUUUGUCGAGUUAUUUGUGCAGCAAGGCACGGAACGGAAUAUUUUACCGUCUUCCAUGACAUUUCACCGCUAAAAUUAACUUUGAUACUUUGAUAUUUAUAUGAGCAACUACCAGCUGCCGGUCAAUUCAAAUUUGUUAGCUUGACGUCUGACAUUAUCUCACACGUUUCUAUUGUAAACGAUAUUUUUUCAUGAAUCUGGGCAUAGGGGUGAUCAUUACCAUUUUGAAGUAAUGGUAUUCCACCAUUCAAUUCAAAUUUCUUUGUUCAACACAGGCAAUUUUUCAUGAAGGAUUCCAUCCAGGUAUACGGAUUCAUUUCAUUCAUUUUGGGGAAAGUAGUUCAGACUUUGACUGGUCGGUUCAAUGUACUUCUUUAUAAUUUUCAACUGUCCAGUUUCGUUGCAUCAAAGCCUGCUGCCGUCACUCCUUUUUGAUUAAUGCAACCAAUUAAAUUAGAUUCUGCCAAUCGUCUUCUGAUCGUUAUAAAUGGUCGCACACCAAACAAAUUUGGAAUAAUUUUCAAGGCGAUUUACAGAACAAUAUUUCAAGAUUUUUUAUAUAGUAUGAGUAAUACAAUAAAACGCCUCUAAUUCGAAUUCUCAUUUGCCAGAAAAUACAGGUUGCGAUGCCAAAAUCUGGACAAAUCGAACUUCAUAUCUCGAAAUAAUUUUUAUUUGGAAUACUAAAGAGUUUAUAAUUUUUUUCGUUCCAUAUAUUUAUUCAAUAUAAUCUCCUUCUGUUUUUAUGAUGAUGCGACGUUUGAAUAUCGGGACUUGUUGGUGAUCCUCUCAACUACGCUCCAUACUCAGAAGUCCAGAGUAUCCAAAUCCGGGCUGUUGGGAGGCCAACAUUCUUUGGUUCAGAACAUGUUGGCAUUGUCUGAUAACCCACCGCGCACCGUCCUGUUGGAAAACAUAUGCCCUUCCAGACAAUAUAACUUUCAUCCACGGCUCUACCACAUUUAUCAGAACACGCGAAUACACUUCUUUAUUUCGUAAAACACACGAUAACAGAUUGCAGCGUUCAACUCAUUUUAUGUUUGCAGCUUCGGAAAGCAUUUAUAUGACUUUAAUUGCAUAAGAUUUGUAGCGGAGGUCAUUUUCAAGAAUUUUAUACGUAGUUUUUUCACUCACACCGGCAACCGACGACAAUUUUCAGAUCGACUACCCAGGGUCCUCAGAAAUCAGCACCUGCGCCCGUUGAACGGUAUCAGGCCAACGAGUGAACUUUCCUUGCUAUUGUCGCAGAACCUUUGUUACACUUCUGCGGAAGAUCCAAUGAUUUCGGUCGCACUUUCGAUAAUCGAUUCAUUUUUUUUAAAUUUUGCGAAUGUCUUUUAAACUUCGAUGUUCAUCAAGAAUAUCAAGAAUAGUUAUCAGAGCAUCAUCGUUAAUCUAGACAUAGUCCUUUAGCUGAAAACAAUUGACAUUAUAUCUAUCUACUUUCUAAUAGCCUGCCAGAUUUCUCCACCUCUAUUUUCGUUGUUUUCUGUCACGCGCUGAAAAAAAGUCUCGAAAUUUUUGAAACAAUUUGUAAUUAUGCUCUGCAUAAUAUCUUAAGCACGAAAAAAAGUCUCUCUGAUUUUCCAAAAAUUACAGAAGUUUCUUUGGACAACAUUUCCGGUCCUCUUUAUCAAUGGAUUUCAUUUCGAUUGGAUAUUUUUAGGAUGUACAGAACAGAAGUAAAGAAGUAAAAUCAGUUGAAAGUAUGACUUUACGUUUAGUUGCAGAAAACUUUUUAUCCUCACCGAUAAUUACUCAGCAAGUUACCCUGCUUUCUCCCAAAUCAUUUAUUUCCUUUUAGCACUAAAGGGAUAGGACAAUAUUAAAGGAAGUCCUAUAAGCCAGUCGUCCGCACGAUUUUUGAUGCACUUUCUCCAAAGAGAUAAUUUUUUCCUUGAUCCAAUGUUCCUAACCAUGGGGAUUCUGAAAAUAGCAAAAUUCAAAGUUUUUUCGAAUUCUAAACCUUUUCCUGUCAAUAUUGGAAUGCCUACGCGGAAAUUUGUUCUUUUCAAUAAACUGAACCAUUCAUAAACAGCUUUAUUAAUUGCGUGGUGCUCUUUUCUUUUAACACUUCUACUAGAACUAACAUUUCCAAGCCUUCUACCCUUGUCCACUCAAAUGAGAGAUAUCGUAUCGAUAAAGGGGAAUUGGGAACUAAACCCCUUUCUUAAUCGGUGGUAUUUUUAUAGAAAGACCGAAAUCCUGCAAAACUAUGCAAUUUAGGUAUUCUGGAUAAAACUAUUCUAAAUAGACACCAAGGAAUCUAGGACCGUAAAGCGAAAAUUCGGGCCGGGGGCAAAAAUCGUACGCAAAAACUAGGCCCAGUUUGAAAGUUGUGAGGGCUCCCACGAUUAUCCAUUUUUUCAUUGAAAUUUCUACGGCUUACAUUGGUUUGUGAACACAUACAUGAAUAUACUAGGUUGUUCAAUAAGUUUUGUGGUUUGAAAAAAGAGGGUCUUGCUACUAGCACAAUUUUUUUUGUUAUGUUGGUACCCUCUUCAUAUGAACGUAUGUGAAGUUUCAUUUCAAUCUGUCAAUUCACUCUUUGUUUACAAGCCAUUCAAUAUUGACGUGUUACAGUAUUUUUUACAAUGGAAAAAUCAAUUAUCGUGCAGUGAUUGAAUUCUUAUUUUUGGAAGGUUUGAAAGCAAAGGAAAUUUAGGAGCGAAUGUUGAAAGUAUAUAAGCACUCUUUGCCUUCAAUUAGUACAGUGUAAAGAUGGUUGCUGAAUUUAGACGU
Molecule: messenger RNA, 9234 nt
Organism: Hermetia illucens (black soldier fly)
Lineage: Eukaryota; Metazoa; Arthropoda; Insecta; Diptera; Stratiomyidae
Gene: bves
Product: blood vessel epicardial substance
Exons: 8
Coding region: 1120-2337 (405 amino acids)
Cellular component (GO): sarcolemma
Molecular function (GO): cAMP binding
Source: RefSeq, a predicted model, not a curated record